GGGGUAUUGCCCUAGUGAUGAAUUGCAUUUACAUCCGCACCGCGCUGAAUAAGAUAACAGGCAUCAAUUUGAUCCAGAUGCCGCCCGCACAAGAUAAUGCAGUGCAGCACUCAGUGGCCACCUGGUCAUUAACCCCUACCUACUCUAAUAGCUGGACCAGCAGCUCCAGUUCCAGGGGUCCCAACUCAGGCGGGUUAGUUGAUGUCGGGGAUUGCGUCCCUCAAGAGCCACAGAUACGGGCAUCUGCUCCAUAUACCAGCUAUAACUUGAGUCAUACACUGGCAAGCAUGCAGGUUGCUGCCUCCUUGGGUGAUCAGCUGCACGGCUAUCUCGUAGCUACUCCUGGUCGUUGUCCGGCGCCCAAUUCCCAUUUAUCGCCAGGAGCAUCCAAUCCGACUCCCAUACUGAGCAGCACCCAUCCUGUUGCUGCUCCAAAAGUCAUCAAAUAG
Aspergillus ochraceoroseus IBT 24754 is the source of this 449-nucleotide messenger RNA. RefSeq lists its product as uncharacterized. The record is from RefSeq and is a predicted model, not a curated record. Lineage: Eukaryota; Fungi; Ascomycota; Eurotiomycetes; Eurotiales; Aspergillaceae. The transcript is spliced from 2 exons. Bases 18 to 449 code for a protein of 143 amino acids.